CGCCCCCGGAAGCGGCGCCCGGGUUCCGAAAGCGCGCGCGCGGAACGCGGGCUGGAAGAGCAGGGACCGGAGAACCCGGGAGCGGAGCCCGGGUCUGGGGCUCUCCAGGGGACCAUGGGCACUUCCAGGCUCUACACCUUGGUGCUGGUGCUGCAGCCUCAGCGAGUGCUCCUGGGCAUGAAGAAGAGAGGCUUCGGGGUCGGCCGCUGGAAUGGCUUCGGGGGCAAAGUUCAAGACGGAGAGACCAUCGAGGACGGGGCCAAAAGGGAGCUACAGGAGGAGAGCGGUCUGACUGUGAACACGCUUCACAAGGUGGGCCACAUCAUGUUUGAGUUCGUGGGUGAGCCUGAGCUGAUGGACGUGCACAUUUUCUGCACAGAGAGUGUCCAGGGGACACCUAUGGAAAGCGACGUGACACAGCUGGGAGGACUGAACCCUAGAGCACGUCCAGUUCCUCACACAGAUGUGCGUGGCGAUCACUCACUGACGUUGCGAUUGCAGCCCAGGUGGAACAUGCGUGCUCUCUCCUUUCCACCCGCUACAGAAAUGCGCCCUCAGUGGUUCCAGCUAGACCAGAUCCCCUUUGCGGACAUGUGGCCCGAUGACAGCUACUGGUUUCCCCUUCUGCUUCAGAAGAAGAAAUUCCAGGGGUACUUCAAGUUCCAGGGUCCCAACACCAUCCUGGACUACACGCUCCGUGAGGUGGACGAGCUGUAAAGGCAGGAGAACCCUGACCCCUGCGGGCUGCAGGACUCUCAUGCCCCCUCACUGAGCCCCAAGGCAGGGGUGGGGUGAGGUGGGCGGAGGUGAAAAUAAAGACCCUUUGCCUUUUCCACA
Molecule: messenger RNA, 837 nt
Organism: Lutra lutra (Eurasian river otter)
Lineage: Eukaryota; Metazoa; Chordata; Mammalia; Carnivora; Mustelidae
Gene: NUDT1
Product: nudix hydrolase 1
Exons: 4
Coding region: 115-717 (200 amino acids)
Biological process (GO): DNA protection
Molecular function (GO): 8-oxo-7,8-dihydroguanosine triphosphate pyrophosphatase activity
Source: RefSeq, a predicted model, not a curated record